GCAGGUGGCAUCAGUCUGCUCGGAUACGCCGUGGUGGUUGGGUGGGUCAGAGGGUAGCUCUUAUAUAGAUAUCACGAAGUCCAACAAUUGAUAUCAUCUACCACCAAUUCAUAGAAGAGAUUCUACAACACUUGUAUGAGAAUCAAGAGAAGGAAAGAAAGGGAAAAAAGCAAAAGAAAUAUUAAUAAAGAAUCGACCAGUGAGAGAGUGUACGGCUCUGUUGAAGAGCAUCGAAGAAGAGGAAGAGUGACAUCAAAGAGUACCGGAAGCCAAAGGCUACAGAAUUCUCUGAGUUCGACGGUCAACGUCCGUGUAGCGGUACAGUGAGAUAACCGAAUAGAAAAUCAAUAAUUCGGAAAAAUUGGAAAAUUUGGAAAAACUUAUUCUGGGAAAGUAGAAGGUUACUUAAAGUCGCAUGUUCUCGUUUCGUAAUAUCAGCGAAAGGUGUAGAUUACGACAAUCAUCAUGGCCACGAUAAUUCGGGCUCUCAUAAAGGGAUAUACCUACCUCAAUGAUGAGAUCGCAGAUCCAAGAACGAAGCAUUGGUUUCUCAUGGGUUCACCGUGGCCAGGUUUGGCUCUGAUCACGUUCUAUCUCCACUUCGUUCGCACCUUGGGGCCAAGAAUCAUGGCCAGCAGACCCCCGUACAAUCUCGACAGGAUACUACAGAUAUACAAUUGUGUGCAGAUAGCAUUAUCCUCCUAUCUUCUCUACAAGGCAUUGGUCCUUGGGUGGCUAGGGCAUUACAGUUUCUUUUGCGAGCCCGUAGACCAUUCCUUUAACGAACGCGCCAUUGAGAUUGCAGCGACCGUGUGGAUGUACUUUAUCGUGAAGAUUAUCGACCUUCUCGACACCGUCUUCUUCGUCCUUCGAAAGAAGCAAAGCCAGGUGUCUUUUCUGCACGUUUACCAUCACGCCGGCAUGGUUUUUGGAGCUUGGGCGGGAACCAAGUAUUUACCGGGUGGCCACGUUACGUUUUUAGGGCUAAUAAAUUCUUUCGUCCAUGUGGUAAUGUACACGCAUUAUCUUGCCACGUCACUUAAGAUCGGAAAACCAUGGUGGAAGAAAUACAUAACUCAGCUUCAACUUACCCAGUUUUUCUUGAUUCUUAUACAUUUUUCACAAUUGAUAUGGAUCGAGGAUUGUGGCUUUCCAAGAUGGCCAGCUGCCAUUUUUAUACCCCAAAAUCUCUUCAUGAUUGUGCUCUUUGGGGACUUUUAUUACAAAACUUACGUGAAGAAGCCUGUGAAGAAAGUCGAGCUAAAUGGCGUCUCCAAGGAACUGAAUCGAACGACUAAAGCGCAAUAGCAUCGAAUAACGAUUUCGAGAUUAUUGACGAUAUUCAUAAUAUCUAAGAAAUCGAGCCACGCGUACUUAAGAUCUCACGCUCACUCAUGUUACUCGAUUUUUUUUUAUCAUACAUGCUACAAUCAGUACAAUUUCCAUUUAUUCUUUUAAACUCCAAAUGAGCGCCUCGCUUCACGAUUUGCGCACUUGAUGCUUAUUAGUGCCACUUUUUUGUCUUGGCACUUAACAGAGACAAGUUAAUUCAUUAUGUUCUAAAGAAUCAAUUUGUUUCAGACCUUCAUUUGCCAAAUUAAAAGCUUUAAUACGGAUUCUUCUACCGAUUUGUAGUUCUAUAACCGAUCGUUCAAUGGCAGCAGUAUCUCAUAAAGAAUAGAGUCCCUCUAGUAAGAGUCCGGCUUGUUAGUGAUUGGCUCCGCCAUAUUAUGGACUCUUUCCGUAAUAGAAUGGGUGUGUGAAUACGUAUACGGGAGAGAUUCGCAUUGUGCAGCUGGGGUAGUGUUAAGCCCUGUACGGCGGGUUGCCUGUACUUGGCGCGAGACUCGACCGAGUCUUGCGCAAUGUCAUGGUGGCGCCAAACAAGCCCUUAAUAUGGCGUCCCUUCCGGGUGUUGGCCAGACUCUCACUAGAGGGACUCUAAUAAAGAAAUAUAUGUUUAUCCUUGCAACUGCGUUACCGACUGCGGUGGGUAAUGUGGAACUUUAGUCACGUGGUUACCGACUGUGCUGGUCGGAUUCAGAAUCAUUGUAAUAAAUAUCAAGUAAAUUUGAUUCUAUGAAAUAAGGAUAGUAAUAGAAGAAGAAGAAAUAUUCAAUAGGUACUGAAUGGUUAUUUCAAAUUGUCUGCAGACUAUACCAUUAAACUGCCCAGUCUAGUUAUAUAUAUUUUUUUUACUAACGUCUAACGACUAUAGUUACAUAUCAGAUCAUAUGGCAUAUAUUAUGGGCGAUUAACGGCAAGGUUUCUCAUAGUUGAUAUUUUCUAUGACCUAUUGGAAAGCAAAAUUAUAUCAAUACGUAAUGCUUCAACGUUACGUCGAUUAAGUAACGUUUGCGUGAAUACUGCGUGUUACUGCGUACUGAAUAUUGCGUGAAACUAUUAAAUGGUGCCCGAACGUUUUUCAUCUAAAACCAGUCUCAUUAUUUAAUAAAAAAUUCUCACCGUUU
Messenger RNA from Cephus cinctus (wheat stem sawfly), 2471 nucleotides. Its product is annotated as elongation of very long chain fatty acids protein AAEL008004. Bases 466 to 1308 code for a protein of 280 amino acids. Gene Ontology annotation, molecular function: fatty acid elongase activity. The record is from RefSeq and is a predicted model, not a curated record. NCBI's taxonomy places the organism in Eukaryota, Metazoa, Arthropoda, Insecta, Hymenoptera, Cephidae. Gene Ontology annotation, cellular component: endoplasmic reticulum membrane. The transcript is spliced from 5 exons. Gene Ontology annotation, biological process: very long-chain fatty acid biosynthetic process; fatty acid elongation, saturated fatty acid; fatty acid elongation, polyunsaturated fatty acid.